CUGUUCAUCCAGAAAAAAUCAAAACAUUGAAUUAUUUAAGUUAUUUUUACAAAAUUAACUUCAAUAAUUUCGUAAUCGUUUCGCUCGUUCAUUGGCCUCAUGGACGAUAUGUGAAUAAUACAAAAAGUCGUAGUAUUUAUGUAACGAAAUAAAUGCAAGCAUAUGUUUCAAGUAUUGAUCUUUGUGCUGUGCUAUAAACUGAACCAUGGCAUUUUAUUCCUGUAACCGGUAUCGAUUACUUGUGAUAGUAUUGCUGACUUUAAUUAUUUGGCAGAUACUUAGAUUAGUACCAAAUAAACCUACACCAUUUAUCACUGAUGUAGGAAUUGAAAAAUUGGAAGAUGACAACUAUAAUAUACACAAAAAGGAAAAAGUCAAGAUAAGAGUUUACUAUGAGGCUCUGUGUCCCGACUCCAAGUUCUUCUUCAUCAAGCACCUGGUGCCUGUCACUGAGAAAUUGACAGAUUUCAUUGAUGUCUCUCUUGUACCAUAUGGAAAAGCUACAACCACAUCAGAAAAUGGCCAGUACUUCUUUAAGUGUCAACAUGGUGAGGAGGAGUGCUACGCUAACAAGAUCCACUCUUGUUCCAUUGAGUACCUCGGGAACAUGACACGCUCCGUGCAGUUUACUGGCUGCAUGAUUGCCGACAACAUGGAUGCUGAUGCAGCUCUAGACCGGUGUGGAAAAGAGUUCAAAGUGGACAUUUCCAGGAUCAGCAGUUGUGCUGCCAGUGAGCACGGAUCUGCUCUGCUGAAGAAACAUGGAGACGACACACACAUCAUAGAGCCCGGUUUCAUUCCAACUAUUAUAGUAAAUAAUUCCAAAGACAAUCAACCAGCUUUACUCAAAAACUUCCUCCUAGAAGUAUGUAAGCUGAUAAACAUACCACUGCCACCCCCAUGCUUGUGACAAAGUAUUGUUAUUAAAUACAACAUACAUCAUACAUUGUAAAGUCACAAAAUCUGGUUAGUGGAUGGAUAAGGCAAAUAAUUGUACUGUUUGAAACUAAAAGUAUUACUGCUCCUUGGAUUGCUCUUUAUGUUAAUAAUGUCUGAAAAGUUGUGAGGUCACAAAUUAAUGCAAUAUUAAUAACUCAUAAUAAUAAUGAAACCAUGGGUCACAAAAUAAAGUUUUUGUAUUAGGUACUAUUGAAAUUUAAGCAUAAGCAUGUCUCGGGUUUUGAGGCUAUAAUGUAAUUUAUUCCAAAUUGUUUUCCAUUAAAUAAAAUACAUGUAGGACUAUAGAAUUAAGUAAGUACUUCCAUAAAUUAAAGUUUGCGAGAAAUAUUGUUGAGUGAAAUUUAGUGAACGUAUUCUGUUACAGUUAUUUUUAAAUAAGUAUGUAUGUAAAAAAUCGUUUAAAAUCAUGAAAGUUACAUGCUGCUAGGUAAUCUACCUACCUACUCUAUCUCCUGGCGACACCGUGACACUGAGUUUACUUUGGCAGGCAAGUUAAGGCAGGCUUUAACCAUAACCAAUCUACAUCAUUCAUCUUCCUUUUAUGUUCCUAAGCUACCUUUACAGGUGUUGUUAAUAUUGUGUAAGGGGUUCCACAAGCCGUUAUUCUGAACGCCGUGUUCUACGACAUUUGGAUUGUCGUAUAUCUCACACUUAGGGUAGGCGCCCACUUGUCGAAAAGCUGUCGCUGUCGCGUAUCGUCUAGUGUGCACCUACCUUAUAAUAAUGGAAUGAUUAAAAAAAUAUUCCUAUUUUGGUUGUGCUAGUUGUAUUUGUUACAUACAUCUUUAAAUGUUAUUUUUAGACCGGCUCGAUUAAAUAUGUAUCGUUUCUAAAAUUAAAAUAUUUACUCCUAUUAAUGUAAGCUAUCUUUACUUUCCGUCUGCACUAAAACAUGAUUCUCCGUAUCUUCGCCUAAAUUCAUACUUUUGUGAUUUUAAUAAGUAACUAUGUAGAACUAACGAAAAAAGUACAUGUUAGGCCAGAGGCAGUGCUCCAUGAUGUCUUAGUGGAGUGGGCAUAAGUACAUACAUAUUGCAUUUUCAAUGAAAAAAAAUCAUACAGUUAUUAACUUUUCGUAAUAAUACAAUUUGUUAUUAGUUAUAACAAUGCUGUCGAUUCUGAAGGAAAGUGUCGUCAAAACAUUAAAUUCUUUGUUAAAAAAUCGACUCGGACGUUUUACGUCAAUCUAAUUUUCCACUGGCAAUUUUUUUAGUUUGAUAUAAAAAAUGUUGUGUCUCUAGAAUCGACAACUUUUUGUUACUUAUAUUUUUUAACAUCUUUAUUAUAAAAAGUCGGAUACUUAGGUUCUUUUUACAAGUAAGUAAUACGUAAGUACCUAAGCGCUUUUGUAAUAUUUUGUAUGAAAAUUAUAUCAGUAAUAAACUUACACAAUAAUUUAUUUA
Molecule: messenger RNA, 2363 nt
Organism: Plutella xylostella (diamondback moth)
Lineage: Eukaryota; Metazoa; Arthropoda; Insecta; Lepidoptera; Plutellidae
Product: gamma-interferon-inducible lysosomal thiol reductase-like protein
Molecular function (GO): oxidoreductase activity, acting on a sulfur group of donors, disulfide as acceptor
Source: RefSeq, a predicted model, not a curated record